Linum trigynum is the source of this 1208-nucleotide messenger RNA. The record is from the annotation of a GenBank genome assembly. Lineage: Eukaryota; Viridiplantae; Streptophyta; Magnoliopsida; Malpighiales; Linaceae.
ACACCUCUCUUACUGCCCUCAACCAAAAAUGGCCUCCAACAAUGUUCAACUUCAGUCGUCGGUUCUUUUUUAAAAAUCAAAGCUUUCGGAACGCUGCUACCUAUUCUAGGUAUCUUAGGCGCUUCCGAGAUCGUCCCCUUUAUCCAUCCUUUUCCAUUCAGCCCACUGCCUUCUCCAAAUACGACAUGAACAUUUCUGCCUAUCUUGACAAGCUACGGUGGGAAUCCUUGGUGUCCAAUCUGUGCUUCAGCCAAUGUCCGGAAGCUGUGCGUCUCUUCUAUGUCAACCUCCGACGUGGUCCUGGGAGUGAUCCCUCUUUUUUCACUACUCUUGUCUAUGACUAUGAAAUCAAAGUGACGCCUGAUCUGCUGGCGUCCGUUCUGGACAUUCCUCAUGCUAGCAUUCGGGCUGGAACAGGCAGUGAGUUCCACCAUUUUGGAUUCAGGUUCGAUCAAGCACUUGGCUCUCUUGUGCAUGAUAUCGGACGCUGGUUCCCGUCCCAGCUUGCUGCGGGACGUCUGCCAGACGAUCUCAAGGUUCUGUUUUUCUUUCUCACUCGAUGGUUCUUGCCCCGUGACCUUGCUGGUGCUGAUAUCAUCCACUCUCCUGAUCUUUGGGUUCUCUUUAACGCGCGGGCUGUUCAUCGUAUCAGCUAUGCGUCGCUCAUGUUCCAGCACAUGAUCAAAUUUGGGACUGAAUAUUAUGGUGGUCCACUGCCAUUCGGUCCUCAAAUCAGUCGUUUUCUGUAUCGUCUCGGCAUUGAUUUGCGUGACAAGGUCAUUGUUUGUGACGUCCUCGACAAUUUGCGUCCCCAGCAUGUUCUGGAACGUGUUGAUGCCUUGGUUGGCCCUCGCAAGCCUGUCACUGGCUCAGGGGGAGUGCAGAGUCAGCAACAGCUGGCUGCAUCAGCCCUGGUUAAUGCAGCAGCUGCAACAUACAAGCAAAAGGCUGGUGCUCAGAGUGGCCCUAAAAGGCGGCUGAUGAUUGAACAAGAUCUAAUGCUGCCAAAGUUUGUCUAUGAAUCACAUCAAAUUAGUGAUCCAAUUAGCCCUGACUCGAACUCUGGUGAUGAGAACGAUCGGGUUUCAAGCUAUGCUUCACCUCCAAACUAUCCCUUCUAGAAAGAAUAUCAGCAGAAGUGCCUAGAGUAGUGUUGUUUGCUUUGCUCUGGUCUGGUAUGUUGGGCCAAAUAAAUGUUGAGUAUCUUG